UUAACCAUAGGACUGGGACAUCUAAAGGCUUAGAGGCACAAACCCAGCACACAUGCUGGCAGUCAAUUGCCAAGCCAGGGGAGGUGAAACUGGAGCGAGAAAGGGAGUGAUGAGAGAGGAAGUGGGAGGAGGGCUGGAUGAGUAUGUGAGGGAGAGCAGGGGAAACCAGAGAAAAGAGGGCGGGCUCAAACUCAGGCAGUGCACACACACCCUCUACUCAGCAUACAGUCUGGUCUGGGCAGUCAAGAGGCAGCGUGUGCUAGUAUGUGCUGUAAUGUGUGUAGAGUGUAACGCUACGCCGGAGUCCAGGUGGUGUCUCACCGAUGCAGGAUUUCCCUCUUUUCUCUUCAGGAGGACACGUGCUGACUGUGUUUUAACUACCACAGGGAAUUAAGGAGGACAUUCACAGGAAAUACUGGGAGCUUAACUGAAGGUUAACUGACACCAACCUAUAAGCCUGUGUGGAACAUGAGGUCAGUGGAAGAUGAAAUAAUGCUGAUGAGGGGAAGAUAGUGGUGCCACUGCUCAACCAUAGAUAAUUGCAGUUGAAUCAUGGGAAAUGUGGAGAGUCAGAAUGGAGACAAUGGUUUCUAUGUUGACAGAACAGGACAUAUGUCCCGUAAGCACACAUCCCGCUCCAUUCGCCUCUCCAACAAGCAGCUGGUCACCCGUCGUACAAGGCAUUCCUCAACAGUGAAACAGGAACACAGGAACUCUGAAACCUCAACUCGCUCCUCUAGUACCCCAAGCAUCCCACAAUCCUUAGCAGAGAACGGACUUGAACAUUUCAAUGCAGCAGAUGAGUUGGGAGAGUUCGGCAUCAACCCACACUGGACACAACGAGUUGCUAUGACAAUGAGGCCAGAGUCCUAUCAGCAUGAUGAGGACCCCCUGGCAACACCUACUCCUGAAACCUCAGAAGCAGAUACUGUCGCUCAUGAUGGAGGAGAGGACUCGUUGGGGGAUGGGGAGGGAGAUGUUAUUGGAGUGGAAAGAUACCUUCAGCGGAUGACUGAAGCUCCCCGAGAGGGAGGGAAUUUUAAAAAAAAGCGGUCAAAGUCAGCAGACAUGUGGAGGGAAGAUAGCCUGGAGUUCUCACUGUCUGACCUCAGCCAGGAGCAUCUGACCAGCACUGAAGAGAUGAUUGAUGGAGGGGAGGAAGAGGAGGAGGAGGAGCAGUUCCCAUGUCCCAGAGGCAGUGCAGGCUCAGCUGAAAGGGCGUCAUCCCUGGACCAUCUGUGCAGCCAGCAGAGUCCUGGCCUCCGGGGGCAGAGGAGUCGCUAUGUUAAAAACAGUAGAGAGGCAGAGUGCAAUGGAGAUGGAGAAGGGGAAGACGGGUUGAUGUCUCCAACUGAGGAGGACAGUGGCGGGUACGGAGCAUUCACGCUCCCCUGUCGACGCUCUCACUGUCUCUCUGAAGGCUUAUCAGGGCUGGGGAUCCCUGCUGCACCGUGCCCUGCCUUCCAGGGACGGCGUGCACAAACUACUCAGGACAUCUCUGGUGUCUUGGGUGAGGGAAGUGAAUAUGGCGACAGCGGAAUUGAUGGUGUUGCCACAGAGAUAGAUGGAGAUGGAGAACUGGUUUCCCGGCGAUGUAAAGCCAUGUCUGCCUCUUUCUCAGUGUACUCAGCCACUGAGAGCAGUGUUUUUAAUGGGAGCGACAGUGGGAGCAGCAGUGCUGGUGGAGGAGAGGGAAGAGGGGGUGAUGGAAGCAGGGGAGGAGUGUAUGAAAACUUCCGGAAGGAGCUGGACAGUCAAGUCUGGACAAAUCUGGGCCGAGACUGCACGGAGGAGGCAGGGUCAGCUUUAAGUGAUGAGCAGAGUAGUGGCACCCUCAGCAGUGUGUAUCCAUCUGACACUGUGAUUAGCUGUGCUCAAGGCACAGUCAGGAAAGCUGGGGCUCUGGCUGUGAAGAACUUCCUGGUUCAUAAGAAAAACAAGAAGGUGGAACCUGCAACAAGACGCAAGUGGAAACAGUACUGGGUGUCUCUGAAAGGCUGCACCCUUUUCCUGUAUGAAUCAGAUGGUCGCUCAUGCAUUGACCAUAACAGUGUUCCUAAGCAUGCCUUGUGGGUGGAGAACAGCAUUGUCCAGGCUGUACCUGAACAUCCCAAGAAAGACUUCGUCUUCUGCCUCAGCAACUCAGUGGGAGACGCCUUCCUCUUCCAGACAUCAGGCCAAACUGAGCUAGAAAACUGGAUCACGGCAAUCCACUCUGCAUGUGCUGCUGCUCUUGCUCGACAGCACCACAGGGAGGAUACAGUGCGACUGCUGCGAACCGAAAUCCGCAAGUUGGAGCAAAAGAUUGACAUGGAUGAGAAAAUGAAGAAAAUGGGAGACAUGCAACUGUCCACUGUCACUGAUGCCAAAAAGAGAAAGACCAUACUCGAGCAGAUCUUCUUGUGGGAGCAGAACUUGGAGCGGUUCCACAUCGAUCUUUUCCGCUGUCGCUGCUACCUGGCCAGUCUGCAGGGUGGCGAACCUCCCAAUCCCAAACGCCUCUUGGGUUUUGCUUCACGUCCCACCAAACUGGCCAUGGGUCGCUUGGGCAUUUUCUCUGUUUCUUCCUUCCAUGCACUGGUGUCUGCCCGGACUGAAAGCAGCAUCAGGAGACGGAACCAGGCUUUGCCUCGUACCUUCAGUAAACGCCGAAGCCGUUUCUCCUCCCUGUGGGGUCUGGACACAGUUUCCAAGAGGAAGACUAAGGGACAUCCUUCAGUUGAUCAGGUGUUUGUUGAUGGGAUGGAGCCUGUGAGAAAACCCUUGGAGCGCAUGUCUGAAGACUCUGCCAGUGAAAGAUCUAAAAAAACUCACGACUCUGUAAAAAGUCUUCCUCAACAAAAUGUAGAAAGUGAUAUUUGGGUUCCUGAUUACCUAAAACCCUCCUGGGUGAGUCUGCCGAACAAUCAGCCUGUCCUGGCGAUCAUACAGCCUGGCGAGACAGCACUGGAAAUCCUAAGCACCAUCUGCAAGACUCAUAAGAUUGAUCCUUCUGGCCACUACCUACGUGUGAAGGUGUGGGUUGACAACCAAAUGCUUUUUUAUAUUCCCAAACUUGAAGAGGACGUUUCUGAUCUGCUCUACAAAGAGAUUGAGAUUUGCCCCAAAGCUACCAAGGUGAUCCGGUUUGACAAAGCCGAGUCCUGCACCAUUGGAUAUGGUUUUUCUGUGGCAGUUAUAGAUGAGGAUGGAGUGCAGCAACUUCAUAUUACUGAGGUGAAAACAGGAGGACUGGCGUCAGCUAAAGGUUUGAAAGCAGGGGAUGAGAUUCUUCUUCUCAACGACAAACCUGCAUCUGCCCUCCAAAUGGAUGAUAUGAGGGCUGCAUUUGUAAACCAUAUGUUAACCUUGAGCGUCAGUGCCCUGCCCCAGCUGGACCCGCAGGUGCUGUGCACCCUUCCACCUCGGCGAUCUGAAGGGGAACAAGACCCAACCACAGACAUCUUCUCCCAGAGUCAUGAGGACAUCCUGGAUGAGGUGUCCGGUUUGACAGUGGAGAGCCCAGAAGAGAGUUUUGAGGAAGGACCACAAUUAACCCCUCAGAGCCCUGGAGCUCAUCCAGAAGACAGAUCAUUCAUCGGUACUGGACAGAAGAGCACAGAGCAGGUCACUGCUUUCUGUCGCAGUCUGCACGACAUGAACCCCCUCGAGUGCCCUAUGUCAUCCUCCUCAUCUUCAUCAUCUUCAUCCCUCUCCCCGAGCCCUGUGUCAGUUUUACCGCCCACAGCGGGCAGUGCCACCCUGAGACAGCUCUCGCACACAGACAAACUGCGCAAGGUUAUCAGUGAAUUGGUGGAAACGGAGAAAACUUAUGUCAAAGACCUGAGCUGCCUAAUAGAAUGCUACUUGACGCCUUUGCAGAAGGAGAGCUUCCUUUCACAGGAUGAGCUGGACGUUUUGUUCGGUAACCUUGGUGAGAUGGUGGAAUUCCAAGUAGAGUUCUUGCGGACACUGGAAGAUGGAAUCAGACUGGUGCCAAAUUUGGACAGACUGGAGAGGGUGGAGCAGUUUAAGAAGGUGCUAUUCUCCUUGGGUGGGUCAUUUCUGUAUUAUGCGGAUCGGUUCAAGAUCUACAGUGCUUUCUGUGCCAGCCACACCAAGGUCCCGAAGGUCCUGGCUAAAGCUAAAACUGACCCAGAAUUUAAGGCUUUCCUGGCUGAGAGAAACCCCAGACAGCAACAUUCAUCCACUCUGGAGUCUUACUUGAUCAAACCCAUCCAGAGAGUUCUGAAGUAUCCUCUACUGCUGAGGGAGCUCUACUCUCUGACAGACCCUGACAGUGAAGAACACUACCAUCUGGAUGUUGCAAUGAAGGCCAUGAAUAAAGUUGCAAGUCACAUCAAUGAGAUGCAAAAGCUUCAUGAGGAGUACGGAGCUGUUUUUGACCAGCUCAUCAACGAACAGACGGCAGAUAAAAAAGAGGUGCCUGAUCUCUCAAUGGGGGAUCUUUUGCUACAUUCAACUGUGGUGUGGAUGAAUCCUCCAGCCUCUUUGUUUAAGACUAAAAAGGAUCCUGAAUUAGCAGCCUUUGUGUUUAAAACAGCUGUUGUAUUUGUGUUCAAAGACUGCUCCAAGCACAGGAGGAAAAUGGGUGGCUCUCAUCGCGUGUCUGUGAGUGAUGACAGAGAUCCCUUCCGUUUCCGUCACAUGAUUGCAACAGACUGUCUGCAAAUCCGUUCUCUUGCAAACACUGAAUCCACAGCAGUGUGUGAAAUAGUCCACACAAGGUCUGAAUCAGAGGGAAGACCAGAGAGAACCUUCCAGCUUUGCUGCAGCUCACCAGAUAGCAAAAAGGACUUCCUGAAAGCAGUCCACUCCAUCCUCAGGGAGAAACAACGCCGGCAGCUUCUUAAGACGGAGUCUCUGCCACCCAAUCAGCAGUAUGUCCCAUUUGGUGGCAAACGCCUUUGUGCCCUCAAAGGUUCACGACCUGCUAUGAACAGAGCAGCUUCAGCCCCAUCUCGUACACUGUCUCACAGGAAGCUGGUGAGAAACCGCAUCACCAUUGAUACUGAUCUGGUUUUCCAUGGCAACAACAACAAUGGUGAUUAUGCCAACCCUUUCCAACACUCAUCUUACCAUUCCACUUCCUCACACUCCCAACAUGCCCACCAUCAGUCCCAUAAACCACAAGGUGAGGAUACGGAUCGUUGGGUGGAAGAACAGUUCAACCUGGGUUGCUAUGAAGACCAGUGUGAAGGCAUCGAUGUGAGGCAGGUGAAGGAGACAGACAUUUUGAGCGAUGACGAUGAGUACUGUAAGUCAGUCCGAUCUGCAUCAGCAGAGCAGGAAGCCCUGGAGGUGGAUAUGGAAGGACUGAAUUUGCAAAGCCGUAAGAAAAAUCGGAACAAUCAGGUGGCAAAUAUAAGUGAGAUCAUGCAGAGUGUGCAAGUCGAUCAGAUACAGCACACGGACAGUUCAGGCUCUGUAGACUCCUUCACAUCUUGUGCCACCUCUGUCUCCCUCUGCGCAACCUCUACUGUAAAGCUGGCCCCAUUGAAGCAGUGUUCUGUGGAGGGGGCCACAAACAAGGACCAUGAUGUAAUCUGGGUGCGGCGAGAUGAUUUUACUAAUGGGUGCAACAGUGACAUCUUCUAAUGGGGUAUUGCAAAAGACACAAUGAAGAGCGACAAAUGGAGAUGUCUUCCGCUUUUUUAAUUAAAGUAGGAGUGAGAAAAAAAUGCGAGAAAAUGGACACAAGCUUUAAAUAUGUAGAAAUUUUGGAACAUAUACAGCCAUCUGUCACAUAAAAUAAUCCUAAACUUAUACCUGAAACCCCUGACUGUUCUCUCAAUCCCAAAGUACUAAAACACCCACUGAGUGAAGAUGAUGUGCGAUGAAAUUUUAGUCCAGAGCUUUUUCUGUGAAGAUGAACCAGAGAACCUUCAUUGUGUUGGACAUGUACCCUGGCAUCUCACACACACUAGUAAAUAUUUUACAUGAAGAAAACACUGCAUGUACACGCAAAUAAACAAGCAAGUGUGUGUGUUUAUAUAUUGCAAGUGCACAUAGUUUGCAAACACAGGCAGCUACUGUCCCUUGUGCACACACUGCACCAUGAUAAUGUUAUCACUUAUCUGAGACUGCGGCCAAAAUGUCUAUUUUUCAACACAGGAAUGUGAGUGUUAUAUUUUUGUGACUCAGAAGCUUUGUUUGUAUUUUAACACCCAAGGGCUGCGUGUUACUGAACUUUUCUUCAGGGGUUUUUGGCUUAAUGACUGCUGUGUAAAAGAUGGUGUGCUCCAACUAGCUUUAUUUUGCUUUGUAUUGUUUUAACUUAAUAUCAGCCACACAUCGAUGUAUAGUCAGGUGUACAAUAGUGCCGUUAACCUCUUGUAUAAAACUUUUUAAAGCUCACUUUCUCCUAUUAUAUCCUUUUUAAAAAAAGAUAGUUUGUACAAGAAAUAUUCUACCUAGCCACUAUUUAAUAUUUAGUUUUUAAAAUUUACUGUAAUUCUUAAUGUUAACACCAUAUACAGCUGCCCAUUGUUAUAAACUACCUUUUGUUUGUUGUGGUUCCAAAUGCAGGCUUCAUAAAGCCUUCGCUUAUGCCCUUUAUAAGAAUGUUAAGUCAUUAAGUUUUUUCCCAAAUAAAAUAUAAUUUUAUUUUUGAUCAUUUAUGCAUUACACCAAGUUCAUUAAAAUACUGGACUCUCUCUUCAUGCAUAGUUCCCCAGAUAUAGAAUAAUUGCUCCAAUCCUGUGUACUUGAAUUGUCUUAAAGGGGGUAUUUAACAAAGCUGUAAUUAAAAGACCAAUCAUGCAGCAAUCUCAAUUUUCAGACAUCUCCUUUUUUCCCUCUAUUUUUUUCUCUUUUGUCCCAUUAACAUUUUACAUCUCUUUUUGCAUUUGUUUCGCGGUCCUGCAACUCUUCCAAUCUUACACCAGGUGGUACUGUUUCACUGUCAUCACAACCUGCUGUAUGCUCUGCUUCAACACAAUGGUGUACACCUUCAUGGAUGUAUUGAUUGUGCACUUAAAAUCAAACUGCAAGGAUGGAAUCUAAGCUACUCUGAUUCAUAGUGAAGAGAGAGAAGAUGGAAUUAACACUUUAUAUGUUUUUCUUAUUAUUGUCUGUUUAUUAUGAUGCUGGUUACUUAGAUGUUAGCUUACUGUGGGCCUGACCCUUGGUAAGGACUUCCAACUGUGAGGUACAAUCAUUUGCCUUGAAGGUAAAUCCUGUGAGAACCCUUUUAACUCCCACCCCUUUGUACUUUAUAAAAACAAUGUUCGUACUUCAAUCUGUGGAGCAUUAUCAUUUUUAUGUGAAAAUAAAUUUCUUAA
Molecule: messenger RNA, 7283 nt
Organism: Melanotaenia boesemani (Boeseman's rainbowfish)
Lineage: Eukaryota; Metazoa; Chordata; Actinopteri; Atheriniformes; Melanotaeniidae
Product: T-lymphoma invasion and metastasis-inducing protein 1-like
Exons: 29
Coding region: 553-5598 (1681 amino acids)
Biological process (GO): small GTPase-mediated signal transduction; positive regulation of axonogenesis; activation of GTPase activity
Cellular component (GO): cytosol; plasma membrane; synapse
Molecular function (GO): guanyl-nucleotide exchange factor activity; protein binding
Source: RefSeq, a predicted model, not a curated record